AUGGCACCCAGCGCCGGCGGCAUCAGAGCCUGCUCGCCAGACCUCCCAUCAGCCCGGCCAAAACUCGCAAAUUCGACGAGAAGACCACGCGCUUAUUCCGCUGCCAGUGCGCUACCGAGACUCCCACGGCGUCCGUCGAUCAGACGCGGAGCCGGGGCGGUAGCAUGCGCCCGCGGAAGCGAGCAGCAAUCCUCCCCGGCCGUCGCGGCAAAGGCGCGGCCCGAGCCCGACACGCUUAGCGUCGAGUUCCGGACGCGGGACGGCUGCCGGCUCGGCAUCGCCAGGUACCCGGACUUCGCGUACAACGCGCAGGGCGGCCGCGGCGUGGGCGCCGGGCGCGGGGCGAAGAGCGGGGAGGAUGGCACGGUACUCGUCGACUUCGACGUGGCGACCCUGUACAUCCCGUCCAUGUCCGGCGCGACGACCAGGUUCCUCGGGCUGCCGCUACCGCCGUUCCUCAAGAUCGACAUCUUGCCAGAGGCACUGGGCGGAACCAUCGAUCGAGCCACUGGUCAGGUUGAUCUCAAGUUCAGGUCGAGGUUCUGCUUCUCGGUUGGGAGCAUCUACAAAGCGCCGCCGUUGUUCGUUGAGACAUCACUGACCUCCGAGGAGUCGAGGGGAGCCAUAAGAUCCGGCACUGGAGAAAGAAUGGACGAAGAAGGGAGAUGCAAGCUGGUUGGGGUGGCCGUCGUCGACCCAAUCGAUGACCUCUUCAUGAACACAUUUCUCAGCCUGCCGACCGAGUGCAUUGCUUACUUGAAUGCCACCAUUUCCAUAGCCACAGCGAGAUGA
Miscanthus lutarioriparius is the source of this 792-nucleotide messenger RNA. NCBI's taxonomy places the organism in Eukaryota, Viridiplantae, Streptophyta, Magnoliopsida, Poales, Poaceae. The record is from the annotation of a GenBank genome assembly.